AAAAAAAUGAAGAAAGUUUUUGAGCAUGAAAACAUUCACAAGAGAUUUAUUCCAACAUUACCUUCUCUUUGUCCUUGUUCUUCUCCAAAAUGUUUCAACAAUAUCUCCACACAAAAUUCCAAGACUUUCCCCAUACAACAAAGAAGCAUUGAGUAGUGUAUCGGAAGCAGAUUCAGAGGAUCUGAAGACAUAUUAUUACCGGCAAACACUUGAUCAUUUCAACUUCGCACCUCAGAGCUAUGCAACGUUCAACCAAAAAUACGUCGUCAGCACCAAACAUUGGGGCGGCCCAGAAUCCAACUCCCCCAUUUUCGCCUAUUUUGGAGCUGAGGCGCCACUCGAUGGAGACUUCUCUGUAAUCGGCUUCCUCUCUCAAAUCGCUCCUCGUUUCAAAUCCAUGUCUCUCUACAUUGAGCAUCGAUAUUAUGGGGAAUCGAUCCCAUAUGGAACGAUGGAGGAGGCCAUGAAAAAUGAAACAACACGCGGAUAUUUCAAUUCAGCUCAAGCAAUUGCGGAUUAUGCAGAAAUUGUGCUACACGUCAAGAAAAAAUUUUCUGCGCAUAAUUCUCCGGUUAUUGUUGUUGGAGGCUCAUAUGGUGGAAUGCUAGCUUCGUGGUUUAGACUUAAAUAUCCACACAUUGCUGUGGGUGCUCUUGCUUCAUCAGCUCCUAUUCUUUACUUUGAGAACAUCACCUCACCAUAUGCAUAUUUCUCGCUUGUAUCCAAGGACUUCAAGGAGGUUAGCCACAAGUGUUAUGAAACUAUUAGAAAAUCAUGGUCUGAAAUCGACAGAAUUGCAUCAAAAGAUGGAGGCCUCUCCAUUCUUAGUCGAAGAUUCAAGACAUGCUCGAGUUUGACGAGUACAUUGGAUUUGAAGUAUUACUUAGAAGGCAUGUACUCGGAGGCAGCACAAUACAACGCGCCGCCAGAAUAUCCGGUGACGGAGGUGUGUAGAGGGAUCGACGGAGCUCAAAAGGGAAGCGACGUUAUCGGCCGGAUUUUCGCGGGCAUGGCGUCUUAUCGUGGGAAAAGAAGUUGUUAUAAUAUGACUACCCGCCACACUCAAACUAGCGUCGGCUGGAGAUGGCAAACAUGUAGCGAAUUGGUGAUACCGAUUGGGAUAGCAAACGACACAAUGUUUGAAGCUGAUCCAUAUGAUUUAGCUGAAUAUAUUAAAGGCUGCAAACAAUUGUUUGGUGUAUCACCUCGACCUUAUUGGAUUACUACUUAUUACGGGGGCCAUGAUAUUAAAUUGGUACUUAAGCGGUUUGGGAGCAAUAUUAUUUUCUCAAAUGGCCUAAGAGAUCCAUACAGUACCGGGGGGGUGCUAGAAGACAUAUCUGAAAGUAUCCUUACAGUGACUACACGUAAUGGUUCACAUUGUUUGGAUAUACUUGUAGCAAAAGAGAGUGAUCCAGAAUGGCUGGUGACACAAAGGAAAACAGAGGUUAAGAUUAUGGAGGAAUGGCUUACGACAUAUUAUGCCGAUCUGAAGUCAUAAAGCAUGGACAAUCAAGCUAAGUUUGUUGUGAAAAAUAACGAUGUACUCCUAUAUAAGUACGUAAUUUAAUCGUCAUAGUCAAAAUUAUGCAGUACUUAAUUCCUACACUUGUAGAAGAAUGAUUUUAGUUCUAAAUUUCGCUAUGCACUUGAUGAAUAAUACUCCCGUCUCAGCCUAA
Salvia hispanica is the source of this 1679-nucleotide messenger RNA. RefSeq names its product Serine carboxypeptidase S28 family protein. The record is from RefSeq and is a predicted model, not a curated record. Gene Ontology annotation, molecular function: serine-type exopeptidase activity; dipeptidyl-peptidase activity. Gene Ontology annotation, biological process: proteolysis. NCBI's taxonomy places the organism in Eukaryota, Viridiplantae, Streptophyta, Magnoliopsida, Lamiales, Lamiaceae.